Scophthalmus maximus (turbot) is the source of this 6373-nucleotide messenger RNA. It is a transcript of the gene bltp3b, whose product is annotated as UHRF1 binding protein 1-like. The coding region runs from base 446 to 4777 and encodes 1443 amino acids. Lineage: Eukaryota; Metazoa; Chordata; Actinopteri; Pleuronectiformes; Scophthalmidae. The transcript has 24 exons. The record is from RefSeq and is a predicted model, not a curated record.
CAUGACGCCCCUCCCGGACGCGGUGACAACAGACGCUCCACCGCCGACGCGCCGUCCAGGUGUGCGGUGCGAGAUAUUGCGGAGAUCCCGGAGCAUUCAGCAGCUUCUUCUUUUUUUAUCUUCUAUCUGCAUGAAACGGACUCAACGUGAUAUUAUAUCCCGCUGUCUCGCGAGCCCGGCUGUCACUCGGACGCCCUGAAAUGCCGCCUUCCCGCCCCCCCGCUGCUGCCUCAUCCAUCACCCGGGGAAUGACGCGGGCAGCUCGGCUAAGAAUGAAGACCGACACGGGCGUCACAUUUUGAGCCUGAGUGUAUCUCGACUGUGGGGGGAACAGCUAGCGGUUCGGGCUAGCCAGCUAGCCUGACAGUUAGCUUGCUCAGACACCCGGCGGCGGCUGCUCAGACACCCGGCGGCGGCUGCUCAGACACCCCGGAUUCGCGCGGCCAUGGCCGGGCUCAUCAAGAAGCAGAUCCUGAAGCAUCUGUCCAGGUUCGCGAAGAACCUGUCGCCGGACAAGAUCAACCUCAGCACGCUGAAGGGGGAGGGUCAGCUCACCAACCUGGAGCUGGACGAGGAGGUUCUCCAGAGCCUGCUGGACCUGCCCACCUGGCUGGCCAUCAACCGCGUGGAAUGCAACAAGGCCACCAUCCGGAUACCAUGGACAAAGCUGAAGACUCACCCAAUCUCUUUGACCCUGGAUAAAGUGGUGAUGGAGAUGAGUACCUGCGAUGAACCCCGUCCCCCCAAUGGCCCAUCUCCCAUAGCAACCGCAUCAGGUCAAAGUGAAUAUGGCUUUGCUGAAAAGGUGGUGGAGGGGAUCUCGCUGUCCAUCAACUCCAUAGUGAUAAGGAUCAGUGCCAAGGCCUUCAACGCCUCCUUUGAACUCUCCCAGCUGCAGGUCUACAGCGUCAACACCAGCUGGAGCAUCAGUGACCUGCGAUUCACCCGCAUCCAGGAUCCUCAGAGGGGAGAGAUCCUGACCUUUAAGGAGAUCAGCUGGCAGAUGAUCCGUAUCGAGGCCGACGCCAUCCAGAGCGCUGAGCACGACAUGUUGAGCGCCCCCAUCCGCCUCAUCACCAACCAGUCCAAGAUACGAGUCACUCUCAAGAGACGGAUAAAGGACUGUAACGUGGUGGCCUCCAAGCUGAUUCUGGUGCUGGACGACCUGCUCUGGGUGCUGACCGACUCCCAGCUCAAAGCCAUGGUGCAGUACGCCAAGUCCCUCAGCGAGGCCAUGGAGAAGUCUGCCCAGCAGAGGAAGAGCAUGGCCACGGAGGACCAGGAGUCGUCGGCGCCGCACUCUGCCCAGCAGGUGCGGACCCAGCAGGCGUCCACAGCCGCUGACCAGAGUGCGACGAUGGCCAAGCUGUUCAGCUCCUAUGAUGUGAACGAGACGUCUCACCACCUGCAGAUCACACACCUCGAUCUGCACAUCUGUGAUGACAUCCAUGCUAAGGACAAAGUGAGCAACAAGAGGAUAACAGGUGGAGCCAUGCAGCUUUCCUUCAGCUCCAUCACCCUGGACUACUACCCUUCACACAGGGCAGGUGAAAGCUGUGCCCACUGGAUGCACUACAGCGAAGCCACCAAGACCCGGGAGGGCUGGGCGCGGCGCCUUCUCGAUGAGUUCAAGUCCAACGUGGAGAUGUUAAAGAAUGCAGCUCGAGACCAGCCAGGCCCGGCGCCUGCACACGGAUCCCCACAGCAUGGCAGGAUAAGCACCUCGUCCACCAGCUCCUUCAGUCCUCCUCCUAGUCGAACGCCCAAGACCCAGCUCAUGUCCAGCUCCUUUGUUCUCCGGAUGGCUGACUUCAGCAUCUACCAGGUGUCAACAGCAGACCAGCGCCGCUCCAGCCCCAAAACCAUGAUUUCCUGCAAUAAGAAGUCCUUGUACCUUCCCCCCGAGAUGCCGGCCAUCCACGUCGAGUUCACAGAGUACUACUUCCCUGAUGGAAAAGACUUCCCCAUCCCAUGUCCAAACCUCUACGCCCAGCUGAACGCCCUGCAACUGGUGCUGGAUCCUCGCAGCCUGGUGUGGAUCAACCUCUUUGCCCUCGACCUCAGACAGAGUCUGGAGCAGUUCAUGGAGAUUUACAAGCUCAACGACUCGCAAAAACCCGAUGAGCAUGUUGACAUCAAGGUCGACGGCCUCAUGCUCAAGCUGGUAAUCCCCACGGAUCGGGACGCCUCCUGCGCUCCUGACCUGCCUCGCUCCAUCUCCGUACAGACUUCAGAGAUGGUGGCCACUAACACACGGCACCCGGCCAACUGCACUCGCUCGCACCUCGAGGCCCUGCUGCAGGCCUUCGAAGAGGAGCCAUUCUUCUCCUCGUCUUUCUCCUCAUUCCCCCGCUCCCCCUCCUCUUUGCCCCUCCUCCAUCCAGUCUUCCAGCGCCACGCUCACGAACAGGACACCAAGCUCCAUGAAGUCUACCGGGGCCUGGUGGUGCCGACGAUGGGCUCGAACGCCCUCAGGAUGCCGGCCGCCUCUGACUUUUGGGCAAUGCACUUCGCCCAGUUCUGGGUGGACUACGAAGCCACCCGUGGCGGCAAAGGGCGGCCCCAGUCCUUCGUAGACUCCUUCCCUCUCACAGUGUGGGCGUGUCAGCCGGCGAAGCUCUUCCAGCACCAGGAGAGGCUGAGAGGUGCUGUCAGGUCAGGUCUGUCCAGGAGCACAUCGGGGGAGGCUGUUGGACGCCUGCAGAGGAAACGCUUACUGAAGGAGUAUUACAGCAGCGACGGGACACCAGCAUCGCCUCACAGCGUUGAUGCUGCACCGCCACCCAGUAACGGAUUCCAUAAACCCCUGUCAUUCGACAGUCUGCCUUCCUCCUCCUCCUCCUCCUCCUCUUCAUCAUCGAGUAAAGAUGCAGACGUGCAUGUGUUGGUGCACGUGCAGAAGCAUUUAAGUGCCCAGGUGAGCCACCGGCAGUUUGUGUUUCUGAUGCAGCUUCAGCGCAGCAUCAAAGCGCUGCAGCAGACACUGCAGCAGGACCUCGAGGAGAUGGGCUCCAAGCGGGAACGCAAAGACACUUCCCAGUGUCCCGCAGACCACCAGCCCUUCUCCGUCUGCUUGGGCCUCCUGCUGAAGAGCGCCGAGGUGUCCCUGCUCCUCAAGCCCGUCCCGCAGCCCGAGGGUUCGGGGUCCCCUCCGGUGUCCGAGUUCUCACCUUCAGAGAGCCGUGGAACUCUGGAGCCCGAAGGCGAGGGGGCAGAGAAGAGGGAGAAGGGGACUGAAGGUUCCUGCACGGUCGACCAGCUGUUAUGUGGCGAAGGCUCAGAGAGCGGCGCCACGCAGGGUCCCGCCCCCCUCGUCCCCACCUCCACCUCAACUAUGCAUCCCGAGUCAUAUCGCAAAGCCUCGCUGGAGGAGAGGACUUCAGCUAAGACACCUGGGAGGUGGAGUUCAGAUGAAGGGGGUGAGGCGCCGGUGGACGGGUUGGCGGUGGCCGACGGACCGGACUCUAAAACCCAGACAAGUGACCCUCUGUCAGACCCACUCGGCACCCACUCGAAGAUGCCUCAGUCAAUAUCCAGGAAAGGAAGUUUGUCUGUGGUUUCUGAUCUCCUCAGCUCUUCAAAGUCCAGCAGAUCCACCUCCCUUUAUUCCUUGUCCAACAUUGGUCGUCUGAUGCGCGACCGCUCGCAGUCCAGUUUCGCAGUGUCCUAUAAGAAUAUGAAGAAGAGCCCGUCCCUGCAGUCCCUCGACAACAUCUCCAUCGACAGCUAUCUGCUGGAGGACGGGGACGCAUACAGCCUGAUGGAGCGAGAUGACGUGUCCAUGUCGGGCUUCAAGGACGCCAUCAGUGAGCAGAGCGCCACGGAGAGCGCCACCGAGGCUGCAGUCGGCCCGGAGCAGGAGGGAGGCGUGUCCCCGGACACCGUCAGCGCGACCUCACAGAGCAUCGACGAGCCCACCAAAGAUAUAGUGUCGGUGCUGGUGUUGAAGGUGCGUUCAGUGUGUGUGGGCAUGGAGGUGGAGGGUGAGAGCACGGCCGUGGCUCUGGAGGUGGGCCAGGUCGCACCCAGCCAGCUGGGCAACGUCAGCCUCCGACAGUACCUCAGCAACCGCAGCCUGGGUAUGAUGUGUUCACUACCAAUACCUGCUCAGAGCAGCCAAGCCGGUGGUGAGAUGCGCUCGGCGUCCCUCGGUGGCCUCCACCGUCCGGAGGUGCGGGCUCGCCUGGAGAGUGGGCCCUGUGCCGCCGCCCACUCCCCGCUGGCCGAGCAGAACGGCUUCCUGCAGCUGCGUCUCCAAGGGUAUCAGGCGAGCUUCCUGAUGUCCACGCUGCGCAACCUGGCGCACUUCCUGGAGGACGACUCCGCGUCGCAGGUGCUGCCCAUGGAGAUCAGCGUCAGCAACACGCACAUUAACUUAAAGGAUGACGGCCCCCGGGACAAUCCGGCCGACUCCGAGCCCUCGCCGAUCACCUUGAACGUGAACAGUCUCAUCAUACACAGAAGAGACGACGGCUCUUUCUCCAUCGGAGUGGAUGGAGCCGCGGAGGCCAAACCCAGGAAAGAGGGCGGGUUGAUUGACAGCUCCCUGAGUCCGGUCCGUGAGGCUGCGGGCGUCGUCUGCAGCGUGGCAAAGGCGACACAGACCCAAGCCCUGCCCACCAGCCCUCCUCCAUCGGCCAGAGAGAAGAUGCUGACAGAGGAGAACGAGUGUUUGAAGUUGGAGCUGUCCCGAGCCAAGAUGGCGCUGGCCGAGGCUCAGAUGGAGAAGGACUCGCUGGUUCACCGCAUGAAGAACCUCAAAGUCAGCCCCAGCUAGGCCCGGCUCCGUCUUCACGGACCAGCCAGUCACUCGGGCCCCCCCAACCACCACCGGUGCUCGGUGAUGAUGACCGACACUGACUGGGGGGGGGGGGGGGGGGGGGGGGGGGGGGGCGGGUCAGCAGAAUAAGUCAAGGCAACAUUAACAAGUGGAGAAAAGGCUCCCAGUUAAGCGCUUAUUUGUCGAUUGAGCCUCCAUGUGACUUUAGACUUUAAAAAAGAAUUCCUUCAUGAAGCAAUGCAGAGUCUGAGGGAAAAUUCAAAAAAUGUUCACACGCUAGUUGUCUUGUUUCACAUUCUCCACUUUGGACUGUGGAGGCUCCACACGUGUGAGGAGAGUUAAAAAAAAAAAAAGUGCGUGUGUGGAUGAAAGAUGAGGAUCUGGAUCUGUGGUUGUGCCGACAGUAAACCCCUCCCACACAAAUGAAAAAAACAAAAAAGAAUCACAAAAAAAAUCACAGCUAAUCAUAGAUGAGCUUCAUGUAGAUCUGUGUGCGUGUGUGUGAAGGAACACUGAAUGUCGUAUCUUCAGAAGAAUGUCUCACUUUAUUUUGCACCACUGAAAACAAAACUUGUAAUUUAGUGCUUUCAUAUUCAGAGGGGACGAGUCUCGUCACAUGCGUCUCGCUCGUCCUCGGAGUGUGUACAGUGUAUAUUGUACAGGAAUUUUCUACAGAACCUUGAACGGUUGUGCAGUGUUUAAGUUGAAUGUGUGUGUGUGUGUGUGUGUGUGUGUGUGUGUGUGUGGUGUGUGUGUGUGUGUGUGUGUGUGUGUGUGUGUGUGUGGCUCAGCCGGAACAAGCAUUUCAUUACAAUUAGGAGACAAACUUCUACCUGUCAGCAAAACGCCCCCCAAAACUAGUCUGUAUCCCUCCUCCCCUAUUUUUCUACGUGUAAAUAGCUACUCAGCCUUGUGCAGCACUUUUAAAAACGGAGGCACUGUUAACGCAACAAUCAAGAAGUGUGAGAGAUCAAGAGUAGAGCCGACGACCGGAGAGAGCAGUUUAGAGAACAAAAAAAACAGAGGAGGAAAUAAAAGCUCUGUGACGCGAACUGACUGUGUGUGCGUGUGUUUGUCUUUAUGUAAAUUUCUAAUGGACGAGCGUAGAACCAUAUCUGCUGUUGUUCGUGCUUCGUGCCCACGUGAGGACAUCGGGGACAAAUCCCCAAAUCCAUGUCGCUAAUGACUAAAAUCAAGUGACAUUUCCCAACAGCACAAAUGACUAAAGGACGGUCCGAGGUCUGAAAGCUCUGCUCUCACACUCGACUCGGCAACGAAAGAUGCAGCACAUCCAUCAGUUUUCAUUUGAAACUGUCCAUAGGCUGUGCUUUUAGUCCAACUCUUCAUUUGUUCUUUACAAGUUCUCCGCACAAACAUUUUUGACGGGAGGAUUUGAACGCAACUUUAUGUGAAGACUGGUGUUUGGUGGAGAGAUUUUCCUCCAUUCAUCACAGCCCUCCUCCUCCUCCUCCUGCGGAAGCCUGUGGAGGAAGAAAAAAAGACACACAAAGUAAUAAGUUGUAUUUUGUCUGUCGAAGCUGCUGAAAUACUAAAGAGAAAAAAUAAAAAGAGAAUCUGAUUUAAAAGUUCUAA